UCAACGAAAUAUAUGGCCAAUCGGCCCAAUUGGGCCCAUCCAGAUGCGGCCUUUCACCGUGGAAGAGCCCUCGACCAACAGGUCCAACCAGCAGCGAGCGAGGACCUGGGCAUUGUUGGAAUCGCUUCCUGUCUAGGGUUUCACCCGCGUGCCUUAUAUAUCCUAUCACUUCCCGCCCAGCCGCCAUCUCCGCAUUUCCAUCUUCCCGUGGGAUCCCAGCCGCCGCCGCAAGAAGAAGAGCUCGGGGACUUCCAGGUGUCGCGAGAAGAUGGUCCUAGUGUUGCCGACAUCGCUGACGGACCCAGACAAUGUUAUUCUGCUCUGGUUUUGUACAAUCUCUGUCCGAAGCAGAUCCACGAGAUCAAGGAUUUCCUUCUCACCGCGAGGAGGAAGGAUGCCCGAUCAGUGAAGAUCAAGAGGAGCAAGGAUGUUGUCAAGUUCAAGGUCCGCUGCUCCAAGUACUUGUACACCCUCUGCGUAUUCGACGCUGAGAAGGCAAACAAGUUGAAGCAAUCUCUCCCCCCAGGCUUGAGCGUCCAGGAGGUUUGAUUGGAUACAUGGCAACGUCGGGUCGAACCUCUAGGGCAUCUUUAUCAUUAGCAGAGCAUGCUGUUUAUGUAGUUUUGGACCUUAAGCUAUUAGACAUGUCAGUGUUGGAUUUGUGGAUCUUGAAUUUUUGGAGAAAUACCAAUUUGCCUCGUUCAAGGACGCACCUUUCAGUUUUUUCUUAUUUAACUGCAUGUUCCCCUUCGCAACUUAGCUCUGCAAACUUACUAGAUUUUUGUGGUUUUAUAUGUAUCCCAUGUGGAUAAGUAGCAGAAACAUGGCUAAUUCGCCCAUCCAUCGACAUGUCAAGAUGAACUCAUAUUUUGGGGGCUGAUGCUAUUAAAAAUUUUAUCAUAAA
Zea mays is the source of this 904-nucleotide messenger RNA. RefSeq names its product 60S ribosomal protein L38-like. Gene Ontology annotation, molecular function: structural constituent of ribosome. Gene Ontology annotation, cellular component: cytosolic large ribosomal subunit; ribosome. The coding region runs from base 13 to 549 and encodes 178 amino acids. Gene Ontology annotation, biological process: protein-RNA complex assembly; translation. The record is from RefSeq and is a predicted model, not a curated record. Lineage: Eukaryota; Viridiplantae; Streptophyta; Magnoliopsida; Poales; Poaceae. The transcript is spliced from 4 exons.